Caenorhabditis elegans is the source of this 1272-nucleotide messenger RNA. It is a transcript of the gene Y44A6C.1, whose product is annotated as F-box C protein. NCBI's taxonomy places the organism in Eukaryota, Metazoa, Nematoda, Chromadorea, Rhabditida, Rhabditidae. Bases 27 to 1004 code for a protein of 325 amino acids. The transcript has 8 exons. The record is from RefSeq and is marked reviewed.
AGUGCAAAUAUCACAACACAGAAGAUAUGUCGACGUCCGCUAUGGUCGCAAAAACUGAUCUUCUAAAACAAGUGCCAUCAUGUUCCUAUCCAGUUCCUGUUCCAUCUACUACAGAUUUGGACGUUUUCUCAUGGUCACGAAUCUUCGAGAAUGUGGCAGCAAGUGUACCCUUGAGGCAGGCACUUGAAUUCAAGACUCUUCACAGUGAAGCCUACAACGCAGUGAAUCGAACUUUUCGAAAAACCAAAAAAUUGAAAAUUGAGAUUUUGAGCACCGAUUCGGAGAAACCAUUAUAUUAUGUGCAGGAUUCCGCCACGAAAAACGUAGAUGUUGCAAUCGAAAUGGUCCGAUUUGUGUUGAAAAACGCGAGAAGCGUGGCAAAUUUGGAGCUUAAUUUCGAGGAUGUUAAUCUAAAAGCUCUGAAUCGUGUGCUCGAUGAAGUUUUGAAUUCUGAUCACGUAAAGCUGAAAUCAUUUCGUGUCCGCCGUCGUCACGCAGGACAAUGUGUCACAAAAAUUGGUGACGUCAUUCGUCAAAAUGCCACGUCACUACGCGAAAUUUCACGCGUCGGGAUUUCGGAGGCAUCGCAUGGUUUCAGUGAGAAGUUGAAAUUGGAUAAAUUCGGAUGUAUGUCAUUUGACUUGGGAUUCCAGCCGGCUCCCAAUCAAAUUCCCCAUCACUUUAUAAGAAUAACCGAAUCCGGCGCUAAGAUCAAAAAUUUCUCGUUCACCAGCUUCUCGGGACUAGAUCCAUCAGACGAGGUUGUACAGAAUAUGCUUGAUGGUGCUGAAGUCAAAUCUAUUAAGCUAACCAUGAUGAGUCCGCCUGUAAUCGCGCCGAGACCGGGUUUUAUGAUAGGAAAGAUCCGCAGCGUUGAACACGUGGAGCUCGUAGAGAUCGUCCCUGAACCGCAAAGAAUAAACAAAUUAAUGGGUGUUCGUCACAUCUUCGAGAAAGUAUUCCCAAAUUGUCAUGACAUUCUGUUCCUUCAACAAUGGGAAUAACAUGUAAAAAUCAAUAUUUGUUUCUGUGCAUUUGUAAAUUGUCUCCCAUCCUGUGUAAAAAUGAUUGUUUGUACAUAAUAAUUACUACGCUUUAUAAUAAGUAUCAUUUUUCUUUGUAUGUAGAACCUUUUUUCGCCAUUCUGAUGACAUACAACUUUCCACUUUACUUUUUUCCAAAUGAUUCCCAAAACCCUUCCCAUUUCUCAUGUAAUUCGAGUCAUUUAAUAAGAAAUUCAACAACAAAUUGAUUGAAUAAAGUUGAUUGAAC